UAAGAAAAAAAUCAAUCAUACAAUAUAUUUUUGCACCUAACUUCCCCUUUUGUAAGUAAAAAAAAAACUCAACCCCCCUCAGAUUUAACCCUUAAUUUUCUUAUAGCUGUUAUAAUGAAUAGCCGAUGCAAAAUUCAUCGAAAAAAAUGCGGUAAUUAUAUAGCUUACAUUAUAAUGUAAGAAAAUUGUCUUAAAAAUAAAUUUUCAGCAAUAUAACAAAAUUGAUGGCUUGUGGAUUUUUUGCAGUAUGUUAUCAAGUUCUUGAAGCAGUAUCGUCAAUGAAAUAAAACAAAGUUUACUUCAAAAAUGAAACUUCGAUCUAUAUAUUCACGUCGAACCGUCCUAAGCAUGGCGAUAGCCGGACUUAGGUUGUGCGGUAUUUGGAGCCUCGAUUCGUCGACGCCAGUCAGUCUGAAGCUCCUCCACAAUAUUUCGAAUAUUUUGGGCAUUAUUACACUGGCUAUUUUUGUAGGAACAUUAACCGCAGAUCUGAUGGGUAAUUUAAAUGAUCUUUUGAUCGCUACCGACGAUGGAUGCUACCUCGCUGGAAUAUCUGUUAUUAUUUUCAAAGUGUACAAGUUUCAUCGCCAGCACAAGAGAAUUAAAAACUUGACGGACGCAACGUAUCGCCCGAUUCAUGAAUUCAAAAAAUCUGAAGAUUCUGGAGUGAAAGAAAUUUUAGAAACUAACAAAUUUUACGAAGACCUUGGGUUCACUUUUUUUGUGACACUCGGAGGAUUUUUGGUUAUCGCGUUGAUAUUUUUCGUCCCAACUGAAGACGGUGCGUUGCCAAUACGGGCUCUUUACCCGUUUAACACGACAGUGUCCCCGAUGCACGAAUUGGCGUUCAGCCUGCAGAUUUACGCGGUAAGCUACGGUCUGAUGGCCAUAUUGAUGAUGGACACAGUCGGCUUGGGAAUAAUGAGAUGGCUCCAUGUCCAAUGCAUAAUUCUUGCCGCGAAUUAUAAAAAUUGCCGGCUGGAUAAUCAAUCCACUUACCUUAAAUGUCAGGAAAAUUCUGACGUAAUUCUGUCAUUUUCCACAUUUGAUGAACAAGAUAAAGAAAUUACAGGAAGUACCGAUUGUUUUGUCGCGAGAUUUAGAAGGUGCAUAAAGAAUCACCAGCGACUCUUGGAUACAAUUGACGAACUUAACGCCUGCUUUAGCAGCAGUAUGUUGAUGCAGCUGUUUGCAAGCUUCUCGAUGAUUUGCUUAACUGGUUUUCAAGCCGUUUUGGGCGCAACCACAAAGACAAGUUUAAUGAAGUUUGUUCUCUACUUGGGCGCAGCAUUAUCUCAGCUACUCUACUGGUGCUGGUUCGGCAAUGAAUUACUGUACGAGAGGGUGACAUUAUUAUCAAGUCAAUGGAUGUCAGGCUGGGAAAAUGAACUUGGUUCAAAUAUUCAGCCGUUGUUGAUCGUAUCGAUGAUACAGACAAUGCGACCAUUAAAACUACACGCAGGUCCGUUUUUCACGAUGUCCAUGGAAACGUUUAUAUCCAUUAUCAAGAGCUCCUACUCGUUCUUCGCCUUACUGACCACAAUGACUGACUGAAGAAGCACCAUCUUACUUGUUAUCAUUAUUAAUGUUGUAGUUUAUUAAAAUAGCU
Cotesia glomerata is the source of this 1609-nucleotide messenger RNA. RefSeq names its product odorant receptor 13a-like. The record is from RefSeq and is a predicted model, not a curated record. Bases 307 to 1554 code for a protein of 415 amino acids. Gene Ontology annotation, molecular function: olfactory receptor activity; odorant binding. The transcript has 6 exons. NCBI's taxonomy places the organism in Eukaryota, Metazoa, Arthropoda, Insecta, Hymenoptera, Braconidae. Gene Ontology annotation, cellular component: plasma membrane. Gene Ontology annotation, biological process: sensory perception of smell; detection of chemical stimulus involved in sensory perception of smell.